Messenger RNA from Panicum virgatum (switchgrass), 654 nucleotides. Its product is annotated as NF-kappa-B essential modulator-like. Bases 1 to 654 code for a protein of 217 amino acids. NCBI's taxonomy places the organism in Eukaryota, Viridiplantae, Streptophyta, Magnoliopsida, Poales, Poaceae. The transcript is spliced from 3 exons. The record is from RefSeq and is a predicted model, not a curated record.
AUGGACGCCGACAUCCAGCACGUCCUUCAGCUCCACUGGCAGGAGAUGCACAAUGUCAACAGGCAGCUGAUGAUCCUAUCGAGGGACAAGAGCGUCAAGCUGGCCCAGUUGUAUUCCAAGGUGGGCUGGCUUGAACAGUACAGCGCCAGCCUAGGUUUGCGGCUGAACGAGGCCUCCACCCAGGCAUCCAAAAUGGAGGCACAAGCUCGUGGGCUGGAGCUCGAGCUCACCAGUGCCAACGGCGAGCGCGACGUGCAGAGGGCAGCAGCCGAGCAGAAGGCCAAGGAGGCCGAGCUGCAAGUGGCCGCACUGCGCGAGAAUGUGGAGGCGCUCGCGGCAAGGGCGGCUCGGUCCCAGCACCAAGAGGCUACCAUCAAAGCGCUUACCGAUACCCUCGUGCAGAAGGAUGCUCUCCUCGAGGCGCACGGGGAUGCCCUUCGCAGCGUUGAGACCGCCCUCGAAGAAAGGGGGUCCUCGGUGUCGGUGCUCCUACAACAAGUCGACACCACUUAUCUUCGUUUCCGCUCAGAGCUGCGGAAGGCGGUGGCGGAGGAGACCACGGUGAAGGAGGCCCUCCAAGUCGCAUACUCGUCAGUGCAGAAGGACUACGAGGACCUGGAGGGCGCUGCUGUGGCCACGUGCCAGGGACUCUAG